Messenger RNA from Daphnia carinata, 627 nucleotides. Its product is annotated as succinate dehydrogenase assembly factor 2, mitochondrial-like. Gene Ontology annotation, cellular component: mitochondrion. Gene Ontology annotation, biological process: protein-FAD linkage; mitochondrial respiratory chain complex II assembly; tricarboxylic acid cycle. The record is from RefSeq and is a predicted model, not a curated record. Bases 98 to 562 code for a protein of 154 amino acids. NCBI's taxonomy places the organism in Eukaryota, Metazoa, Arthropoda, Branchiopoda, Diplostraca, Daphniidae. The transcript is spliced from 4 exons.
CUCAUUGUUGCUUCUUUUACGUAACGAUAGAUACAUUGCGUUGUACACGUCCAGUACAGCCCAGUUCCACAUUUCGUGCCGACUACUUGUUCUACAAAUGGCUCAACAUAUCGUUUGCCGUCUUCUAAUGCCAAUUCGCCAACUUACUUCCAAACAAAGGGGGUAUUUUGUGCGGUACCUGUCAUCCGACAUCAGUAGCGGGGACAUGUAUCCCUCUCCUCAAGUUGAACCAUGGAUACCUCCUUAUGUUGAAAGAGAAAAUGAAUCGUCGAGUUUAAAAAAAGCCAGAUUGUUGUAUCAGUCCAGAAAGCGUGGAAUGCUUGAAAAUGGGCUCAUCCUUAGCACAUUUGCCUCACGUUACCUAGAAGGGAUGAGUGACGAUCAAAUGUCAUUAUAUGACAGACUAAUCAAUUUGCCAUCCAAUGAUUGGGAUAUUUACUACUGGGCUACUGGUGUAAGAGAAACCCCAGAAGAAUUUAACAAUGAAGUCAUGGAUUUACUAAAGGAGCAUGUUAGAAAUAAAGAUAAAGAAUCAAGGUUUAAGCAACCUGAUUUAUAUUAAAUGGUUGCAAUGUAGAGUUGUAUUUUGGAAUUGACUUGAUAGAUAUUAAAGCCAACAAACUGUAA